Symbiodinium natans is the source of this 3228-nucleotide messenger RNA. The record is from the annotation of a GenBank genome assembly. NCBI's taxonomy places the organism in Eukaryota, Dinophyceae, Suessiales, Symbiodiniaceae.
AUGGCCUCCACAGACUGCGGACCAAACGAGCUCAUGUCGAAGAAAAUGGUCCAGGUUCUCACUCGGGACGUUCCUGGCUUCUUCUUUUUACCAGGCACGUGCCUCGAGCACCAGUCACACCUCGGAGUUCUGGGCAGUCUGAAACAUGUGGACCAGAUGUUGGAGUCUUACGGGCGAAAGUGGCGGUAUUUCAGUUCAAUUGCUAUGAUAGCAAAUACUUUGAGAGACUUGUCCCAGAGUCUUUUCAGCUCAUGGCGGUCACUCUUCGGUGAUGAAUCAGCGGUCGCCAAAGUGAAGGCCCUGUUCCCACGUUGCAUAGCAGAACGCUGGGGAAGCAUCGACCAGACAGAAUCCCGGCUAUUGAAAGCCAACGUAGCUUCUCUGGCCCAGGCUGUGUCACACAUGUUCCAAGUCUAUCCACAACUCAACGACGCCGGAGUCGGGGAUGAGGCGGCGCAUGACAAGGUCGACUUGCUUGGCGCUGAUGACCGCAAAGCCUACCAGAAAAAAAUGGGCAGAUGGCGCAGGCACACCAUCGAAACUUUGCACGACCCCUUGUUUGGUGGAGUCAUCCUUGUUUUGCAUGAGGCCAAGCAGCCAUGGAUACAUCUGUCCAACUUUCUGAAGAAGAAGCUUCCUUUGGAGAGCGACGGUCAUUUGUUUCAGUUGGUGUGUGGCAAAGCAAAGGACAUGCUCUCACAGUUCGAAGAUAUGCUGUUCGAGCCGCUCGGAAAUUGGGCAGCAGUCAUCAUCACAGAUGCGUCCGAUAUUGCUUUCUUGCUGCAGCUGGCCCGUGCACAGCUAUUGUUGAACGCUUCAGCAUUUGGGCGACGAGUUGUGGAUCCAUUGCAGCGCUGGCCACAUCGCCUGCUGUUGCUUGGGCAGAGUGCCGACAAUGUAACUUGCACGCUACGCCAGCAAAUCGCGCAAGAGCUCCUGCACACAUGCCCAGAAGAGCUGGAAGUCAACGCGCGCAAAGUGAAGGCACUGUUCAAGGCCGACCUCCUCGUCGCGUCCGAGAAAGGCUUGCUAACAGGAGCUUUGCGCGUCUCUGUCAGAGCAGUCGCCCGCAUGUGGAAGGCAGACUCCCGGGAGUGCGAGAGGAUCAACAAGAUGCUCAAGCUUUUCACGGAGCGUGGGCCGACGUCAUCGGCAGAGCUUGUGUCCAGCAGAGCCUGCAUAAAGCAUUUUCUCGGGGAAGCUGUGGCGCCGGGAGGGACGCAGCUGCGCCGCAAGUGGUCGCACUACCGCCCGACUGCUCGGAGGUUGUUCGACCUCUGCUUGGGAAGCUGGGCCGACCGCAAGGACGUCGCAGAGGAGCUCGACAGAUGGGUGCAGCCGCCGCCGCCGGAGAAUCUUCCGUCUGACAAAGAUGCAGCCCUCGCUUUUUCCAAGCUACACCCUGAAAGUCUACCGACCUUGGCGCGGAAUUGGGCUGCCUGUUACAACAUGAUCCUCAACAAGCACCUGGCCGGUCUUGUUUCGUCUAAGGGUCCAGUGCCAAGUAUGCCGGUGAUUGCUGUGGGCGCGCUGUUCAAGGACCCGAACCUUGUGACUACCUCAAAGUCUUUUCAGUACUUCGUGGUGGCGGACAAGGUUAGAAGCGUCUAUCGCUUGGCUCGCUGUGUGAUCUCUGGUACAGGCUGCAUCUCCUUGCAACGACCGCUGGCCUUUCAGGCUUGCAAUGAAGUUCUUGCUGCUCGCUGGGAUGAUGUUCACGAGGGUGCGACUGUGCAAGUGUUCUCAAUUCCAACACAAGCCAGAGUCACGGUCAGUGAGCUUGGUCAUCUAGGAGAGCUUGGAGUUUUGUCAGGCAAGCCUCAGCCGAUUGUUGUCCUGAAGCAGCCGAACAAAAAAACGCUCAACAAGUUAAGUGGAGACGUUCGCCGCGCUGGAGGUGCUGCUGCUACAACUGCCACGCUGCCGCCAGGUGAGCGAGUCAUUCACGAAGACAACCAAGGUGCUCAUGAGCGUGAUGAAGACGGUGACGGUGACGGUGAUGGUGAACUGGAGGAGGGUUUGAACAUGCUUCUGGAGGAGGCGGAGCAGGACGUGGGAGGCAAUGGAGGCGAUCCCGAAGAAGCGGACGUAGCAGAAGCAGAUCUUCUGUACAUCGCCAUCAGCAACAUGAUGCACGAGAAUUGCGGUCUUCACCACGAUGAGCUAGACACCAUGGCGGACGCCGUGCAGCAAGAAGAAAAGAAACAAAUGAUGGAGAAUUCCAUUGACUCGCAGGAGUGUCGCAAAGCACAGGAGGCAGUGCGAGGUGGCAUUUGUGAUGGUUUGGAUGUGGAAGCCUUGAAGCGCAUGGGUCUGGACAUCUCUGUUGACGAUGAUCCAGGGGUAGAUGUCCUGCUUGAGGGCGUGCUCAAUUCACAAGGCGUUAUGGGCAACUUUGAUUGCCGUCUGGAAAGUAAACCCACCGAGAGAAUGAUUCGAGAUGCGGGUGAUUUGUGGUUGUCGGAGGCUCAACAGAGCCUCGCUUGCGUUCAGUUCUACAUGGACUCUCAAGCCAAGACUCCUGGACAGGACGGCUGUGUCUCUUUGGUGGCUUUGCCCGGUACAACACAGGAGGAGCACGAGGAGCGGCUGGCCUCGUUGGUUUACAUUCAGUGGACGGACCCAGGCGUGAAGGGAAGAGUGGCAGACGUCACUGCCGACAACCGCUUGAAAUGUAUUGUGCCAGUGGGAAAGAAGAGGAUCCCCCUGGACAUCGCAGCGUUGCGUGGGGAAAUCCUGUUGCCGUCAGCUGGUGCCAAAAUAGUGAAGGACAAGCAAUAUGCGCAAGCUAGGCAUCUACACCAUCCAAGCCAAGUGCCCGACGAAGUGCUUCGCUUUAUCCGCAUGUGGCAAACGUCCCAGCACAGAGGUGCAGACAGUGACAUGAACAUAUCAGCACAGGUGCUGCUUGCAGACACGGCAGACACUUGCUUUGUGUGCUCUGGUGGCGUGCAAGAGUCUGAUGCAGAUUCAGAUGCAGAUGCAGGAUUGCAGUUAUCGGUGUGCCCGUUCUGCCUGCUCUGCAGCCAUGCUUCCUGUGCGCAGAGGUUGUCGCAAUCGAAAGCCGGGCAGCAAGCUCUGGAAUCAUUGCAAGCCUUUGAAGACGGCGGCGGUGGCGGUGGCCAGGGCGGCAUACUUCCAAGGUGGUUGUGUGACAGGACGGAGAGGCACGGGGCCGGGGCGGCCGGGGACGACCAGAUCCCUUGCAACAUCGACGGCGGCGUGUAG